Prorocentrum cordatum is the source of this 1729-nucleotide messenger RNA. Lineage: Eukaryota; Dinophyceae; Prorocentrales; Prorocentraceae. The record is from the annotation of a GenBank genome assembly.
GGACGGGACCGCCCUCUGGGAGUUCCGGCCCGCGUCGCCGGUCUGGAACAUGGUGCCGCAGUACGGCAAGGACGGCGACACCGUCAUGUUCAGCGACUUCGAAGGUACCGCGUACUGCCUGGACAUCCAGACCGGAGCGCUGCAGUGGCAACACGACGGCGCCAUGGGCACCUACACCCAGUCCUUCGCCCUGUACCUCGCCGCGGCCGACCUGCUGUACACGAUGGGUCUGAAGAACGAGGGGUCAUACUCCUACGAGCACAAGAACUGCAACCCGUUUCCUGCACCUGGCAUACUGCCCGCGUGCGGAACUUGGCCGGGCUCCCCCGGCUGGGCCAAGGCGCUCAAUGCGAGCUCCGGCAGGACACGGUGGGAGCUGGACCUGGCGGAGCCGCCCGCGGCGGCCGGCCUCGGCGAGAUGCACCAGGGGGCCAGCAGAGGCACCCGGCUCAUCAUCGCCACCGGCCACAACUGCAUGUACGGCUCCAAGUCCCGCAUCUACGCCGUCGACCCCACCGUGGGCAACACCUACUGGGAGAAGGAUGGGCCGACACUUUGGACCAACCAGUGCGCGGGCGACUUCGAGGGCGCGGACAUCCGGAGGGCCAUGGGCGGCCGCGCGUCGUGCCACCCGAGCUCGUGGUCGAUGCCGGCGAUGGACACGAACGGCGACCUCUACGUCGGGAGCCAGGUUGGCGAGCUGCAGAGGUGGGGCACCGAGGACGGUACCCACGGCGCCAGGAAGAUUGAGUUGCUAUCCACCUUGACAACUGGGGUGGCAUUCCAGGACUUCGGAGGCCCUGGCGUUCGCCCCGGGCAUCAUGGCCGUUGCGACGUGCACGUCGCUCAUCGUCUUCAGCACGAGCGACGGCGAGUCCCGCAUCGGCUCCGACGACUGGGAGCUGAUGCCGUGGAGGCAGAACAGCAGCAGCGUGUACCUCUCUUCCCGCGGCAGCAGCCCGAGCUGAGUAGCCGCGCCCGGCGUAGCCCUCGGGCGGUUGCUGCUCGCCUCGGGGCCAUUCGCUGGCGACCUGGCCCGUUCCCGUUCGGAUCCGAUUCCGCGAGUCGAUCCAACUCCCGGCCUGCCAGGACCCGCGCAAGGCAGGCCGCGGCGCGAGGGCAUGGGAGUAACGGUGGCAUGGGACUCGCGCUGCAGCUCCUUGGCCGUGAAUUCAGCGUGCAGCAGUUGCGGCAUCAACUGCACGGGGACCUGGCUCUUCGCUGUUUGUGCCGAAGAUGCCUUUUUAAAGAACAGCUUGCUUUGGCGGUCAAGGCCUGUUGGGUCCACGGCUCAGCCGGUCCAGAGCCACCGUGGCUAGCGAACUGUUCUCCUGAACUUGCGGCGCUCCCGCUCUCUCACUCCUCUUCCCCCUCUUUCUUCGGGUACCCUCGUGUCCUGUGCCUCGCGACCCCACGCCUCCUACAUUCCGAUGUCGCGGGACCCUCGAACCGGUGAGUCCUUGGGCGACCGUCGGCCCCAGCCUUUCGGCGAGCUGGCCAUGGACGCCAAAUUUGGGGGCCUCGUCGUUUUGCCGGAUGGCCCCGGCGGCAGCGAAAAUGCAGCGCCGGCAUCUUAGGCCGCUCGUUGUGCCGCGCGCCAGGUCUUGUGUUUUCUCCUCCUCCUCCUCCUCCUCCCUUUCCUCUUCCCCUCUUCCCCUAAUUAGGUGAAUGUCCGCGGCGCCAGGCGUGCGUCCCAGGCUUAGCACAGCGGGGUUCGCGCAUCGAGCAA